UCCUCUUCGCCCCCCCACACACAAACAAAUAAAAAAUAAACAAAGCAAACAAACAAGGAACAGGCAUAAUCUUUCUCAGAAGCUUCAAGCAGGCAGCAGGGGACCCGAAUCGCCUUUGGCAGAUCCAUCACCAUCUUUGAGCAUGUCAACCACGUACAUAGCAUCUGCUAUCGUGGGAUCAUUUGCAGUAGCAUAUGUUUGUGACCAUCUUGUUUCAGACAAGAAGAUAUUUGGAGGCACUACACCAAGAACAGUUUCAAACAAGGAAUGGUGGGAGGAGACUGACAGGAAAUUUCAAGCAUGGCCUCGUACUGGAGGGCCACCAGUGGUGAUGAAUCCCAUCACUCGGCAGAAUUUCAUUGUCAAAUCCCAAGAUUCUUGAAUCCAAUUUUUAGCUUGUGAGAAUUCAGUUUCAGUUCAUUGGGGUGAUCUUUCUGCCACUGACAAUGUUUAGCGAUGUUCCAAUACUUGAACACAGCCAUUUUUAGCUCUGAUGACAAUGGCCUGUGUGCCUUUUUAUUUUUUUUCCUGGAUAUGGGUUUCGUCAGCAAUGCUGUCAUGUUUCCAUCCAAAUAAAAGCAAAGUGACAGAAUUCAGAGCAUUUCAUUGUUUC
Messenger RNA from Populus euphratica (Euphrates poplar), 613 nucleotides. RefSeq lists its product as uncharacterized. Lineage: Eukaryota; Viridiplantae; Streptophyta; Magnoliopsida; Malpighiales; Salicaceae. The coding region runs from base 143 to 382 and encodes 79 amino acids. The transcript is spliced from 3 exons. The record is from RefSeq and is a predicted model, not a curated record.